AUGCUUUCGACCACCAGUGUUGGAACACAAGCAACCCCAAACCCCGGUCCAUGGAUCAUCAGCACUUCUCUCGACAAGCCGGAUCCACCCUUCACCACUGCCAAGCCCUGUCUCUAUGCUGUCGACAUGAAACUUGUCAACGAGACUGAAACCCAGGUCUUUGGCCUGUCUGAUAUCCACACGCACCGAGCCGCGAUUCAUUCAAUAUUGUUCACUGCCCAAGCAUUUCAGGACCUUUCUCUAGGGCAACCCUGUGGAAAUGUUGCGCAGUUUCACCUCGGCAAGACCCUUCAUCACCUCCAGCAAAGCCUCAAUGACAGACAUGGCGCGGUAGCCAUGGCCACCAUCGCGAUUGUGGCAAUGCUGGCAUCUGCCGCUGCUGUGUUUGGGGAUUUACAGACUGUCGAGAAGCACAUGGAUGGGCUGUACCGGAUAUUCGAGCUGCGAGGAGGAGUGGAAUCUCUUCAACGCGGAAGCCUUGUACAGCACAAGGCCCAGCGACUUGACCUCGCUCUCGCCAUGGGAACCAACCGCAAGCCGCGACUCUUCCUCCAAGAGGUUUCUUGGGAACCGCAAAUCGCCCCUGCAGGGUGUGCCACAUGGUACAAGGAACUCGAGGCGAUCUAUCCAUCACUUGAUCCAAGACUACUCGCCGUCUGGGCCGAUUUGAAGUGCUACUCCAAAAUAGCGAGCCGCGCCCAAUCUGGGCUCGAGGUAAAGCCAGACCUCUUCUUAUCGCUAAGCACUUCCGUUCCGAAUCGGUUACUUCACCUCGAGUAUGAUAGCACGUCACUGGCCGAACUCAUGAGGCUGUCAAUGUUGGCGUAUAUCAAGGGUCUUCUCUUUCAAAUACCUAGUAUCGGCAGAAACAUGCGAUACCUGUCGGACAGGUUGAGUCUCGCACUACAGGCCCAGCAGUAUCCGCCACCUCCAGAGCAUGCACGUUUUGCAUUUUGGGCCUUGUUCAUCUCUGGUUUGUCCAUCUUUGAGUCGUUCGACCAAGAAUGGCAUCGCACAGCCCUUGCAAAGACCGCAUCGAUACUUUAUGCUGGAGACUGGGCGCAGGCAAAGAAAUUAUUAGAGAGUGUUCUGUGGGUUGAUUGGAUCUACGAUGCAGGGGCUAAGGCUGCAUUUGAGGGACUAUUUGGUGUCACUUAA
Molecule: messenger RNA, 1158 nt
Organism: Fusarium falciforme
Lineage: Eukaryota; Fungi; Ascomycota; Sordariomycetes; Hypocreales; Nectriaceae
Exons: 4
Coding region: 1-1158 (385 amino acids)
Source: RefSeq, a predicted model, not a curated record